CUCUCUCUCUCUCUCCUACAGUAUAUAUACAGCCUCCAGGGAGUACGCAGAGAAGCUCCGCACCUGUGCAAGCAAGGCAAGGCAAGGCAAGGAGAAGACUUUGUUCAUUUUUCUGGAACGUCACACCUGGUUUGCAGAUUCCCUCUGCUGGCUGUCAGAAGAACUCCUGGAGAUACCCACGAUGCCCUUCAGUAGAACCCAGUCUGCCCCUCCCCUCAACCUCGAGGACCCCGCCUCCUGCAAGGCCAGCCAAUCACAAGGCUCUGCUCGGGGUUCCUCCCUGACCUGUGAUGACCCAGAGGCUCUGACCCCCCUAGAGGAGGACCCCUGGGCGAUGCCGCAGCUCCAACAAACAGGACCGUCCUGGGGAGAGCUGGACUGUGCUGGGAAGCUGCUCCGCGUCUUCAUGGGCAUCCUGAAGGGGGUGCUGCUCGUUGGGUGCCUCUACUUCUUCAUCUGCUCCCUGGACGUGCUCAGCUCCGCCUUCCAGCUGGUGGGAGGCAAGGUGGCAGGGGAUAUCUUCAGUGACAAUGCAGUGCUGUCGAACCCGAUGGCCGGGCUGGUGAUCGGAGUGUUGCUCACAAUCCUGGUGCAGAGCUCCAGCACCUCCUCCUCCAUCGUUGUCAGCAUGGUGUCCUCUGGGUUGUUGACUGUCAGCGCCUCCAUCCCAAUCGUCAUGGGCGUCAAUGUGGGCACCUCGGUCACGAGCACCCUGGUCUCGCUGGCACACUCCGGAGAUCGCAACGAGUUCCGCAGAGCCUUUGGGGGUUCGGCCGUCCACGGGCUUUUCAACUGGCUGACCAUCAUCGUGGUCCUGCCAAUCGAACUCAUCAGCGGCUACCUGUUACACCUGACCAAUGCCAUCAUCAGCAGCUUCCACAUCCAAUCAGGGAAGGAUGCGCCCGACAUCCUGAAGGUCCUGACUGAGCCCCUGACUCUUCUGAUCAUCCAGCUGGACAAGAGCGUCAUUUCGGGCAUCGCCACAGGAGACCCAGAGAGCAAGAACAAGAGCCUGAUACUCAACUGGUGCAAAGUCCAGGAGACAGUGGUUCUGAAGAACGUCUCAGUGACUAACUUGACUGAGUGUGAGAGCCACCUGUGCUUCACCACGGAGAACCAGACCCUGGUGCUGAAAAACGUCUCCGAGAAAAUCAACCUGCAGCUCUGUGACCAUGUCUUUGUGAACACCUCCCUCUCUGACAUCGCGGUGGGCUUCAUCCUGCUCUUCGGCUCCCUGCUGGUCCUGUGCACCUGCCUGGUGCUCAUCGUCAAGCUGCUGAACUCCGUCCUGCAGGGGCAGAUCGCCCAGGUCAUCAAGAAGGUGCUGAACUCAGACCUGCCAUAUCCCUUCGGCUGGGUGAACGGCUACCUGGCCAUCCUGGUUGGCGCGGUGAUGACCUUCAUCGUCCAGAGUAGCUCCGUCUUCACCUCCGCCAUCACCCCACUCAUAGGAAUGGGAGUGAUCAGUCUGGAGCGAGCUUACCCGCUGUGCUUGGGUUCCAAUGUCGGGACCACGACCACUGCCGUGCUGGCGGCUCUCGCCAGCCCAGCCGAGUCGCUUGGGAGCGCAUUGCAGGUGGCUCUGAUCCACCUCUUCUUCAACCUGACGGGGAUCCUGCUGUGGUACGUGGUGCCUGUGCUGCGGCUGCCCAUCCCGAUAGCCAAGGUCUUCGGUGACAUCACGGCGAAGUACCGCUGGUUCGCGGGGCUCUACGUGCUCCUCAGCUUCAUCCUCCUGCCCCUCUCCGUGUUCGGGCUGUCUCUGGCGGGCUGGCCGGUGCUGCUCGGGGUGGGGGGUCCCAUCCUGCUCCUCAUUGUCUUCUCUAUAGUGGUGACCUUCUGCCAGCGCCGCUGCCCCCAGUGUCUGCCCCCCAUCCUCCGCACAUGGAACUUCCUACCCAGCUGGGCUCACUCCUUAGAACCCUGGGACCGCCUGCUCUCCUCCUGCUGUGGGUUCUGUUGCCGGUGCCGAUGCUGUCGCCAGGGGCAACCGAGCGCCAUGGACACAGGCGCCAAGGAGCUGCAGGUGUAUGAUAACCCAACAGUCCUGCACUCCUUGGAGCUGUAAGAGAAACUCAACGGCUCCCUCCAGAGGAAGGGGCAAUAGUGAAACAAAGCCAGGACCGCCUUACAGGAGAUAUAUAUAUAUUUAUGAUGGAAAAAUUAAAUACAUUAUUUUCUAUUGGAAUGUAUAAUUAGAUUUUGUAUUCCUAAAUAAUGAAAUGUGUUUUUAGUUUCAUGUCAUUUUUGUAUUAUUUUUAUUUUUAUUAUUAUUAUUAUUAUUAUUAUUAUUAUGAAAUGCCUGUGUUUUGCAAAAUGAAUAGCGACAGUAUCGUGCAUUAUGUAUUAUGUAUCCCAUGUAAGUAAAGGGGUGAUCUGAACCUACACCCUUUACAGAACUACACAUUUCUAAGGGUAAUCCCACGAUAACCACGGCUAUUUUUUUUUUGUACCGACCAUAAACUUUAUCUUGUUUAUUACCUCA
Molecule: messenger RNA, 2485 nt
Organism: Acipenser ruthenus (sterlet)
Lineage: Eukaryota; Metazoa; Chordata; Actinopteri; Acipenseriformes; Acipenseridae
Product: sodium-dependent phosphate transport protein 2B-like
Exons: 13
Coding region: 182-2068 (628 amino acids)
Biological process (GO): sodium-dependent phosphate transport; intracellular phosphate ion homeostasis
Cellular component (GO): vesicle; brush border; apical plasma membrane
Molecular function (GO): sodium:phosphate symporter activity
Source: RefSeq, a predicted model, not a curated record